CCCUUCUCUCUCCUCAUCCCUUCAUCUUUCUCUCUCUAAAAAUACUAUCUCUCAUUUUUUUUUUCUCAGUCUAAUUUUGUUGUUUGAAAAAAAUGGCUGAGUCUACAGAAGCAAUUAAACGUUCAAGAGAAGAAGAAUAUCAAGAAACUGAAAAUCAAGAAAAUAACGAUAAUACAAAGCGCCCCAAGUCAUCAUAUAAUGAUAUCCUAUCCAUUCUUGAGGAAGAAGAAUACGGGUUUGAGUCCGACCCGGUUUCAGGAUCUGACAUUUUCAGCACUCUUCAACAAGAGCUCAUGCCAAAUGAUGGGUUCGGGUCAGACCCGGUAGAUGAGUCCGACCCGGCUACAACCGGGUCGGGUAAAGAAUAUGAGGAAGAUGAUAGAAGUAGUGUUAUUAGACACCUUCUAGAAGCUUCUGAUGAUGAGCUAGGUAUACCAAGUGGUGAUGGAUUAAUCAACGGUUCAGAUUUAACGGUUGUUGAAGGAAAUGAAAAUGAAAAUGAAACCAACGGUGGAGAUUUUCCGUUUGCUAUAUCUGAUGGUUUAUGGGAGUUUGAAGAUGAAGCUGCUAAUUAUUAUUCUUUGUUACAAUCUGAACUUUUCAUGUAGGUUUUUUUAAAGGGUUAUUUAGGUACUCUAGUUUUACCCCACUUAUCAUUUGUAUAUUUCCAAAAGUACCUCUUCGGAUAUUAUUAGUAUCAGAAAGUAGAAGGUGAAAAAAAAAACCGAUUCGUUUAUAUGGAAGGUCUUUAUCCAUUUAUGCAGCUGA
This is a messenger RNA of Lycium ferocissimum, 768 nucleotides long. RefSeq lists its product as uncharacterized. The record is from RefSeq and is a predicted model, not a curated record. The coding region runs from base 93 to 608 and encodes 171 amino acids. NCBI's taxonomy places the organism in Eukaryota, Viridiplantae, Streptophyta, Magnoliopsida, Solanales, Solanaceae. The transcript has 2 exons.